GCCGGGAAACUUACCAGCCGUCCUCCUGGCUGUGGAAUAUUACAUUAGAUCGGAAAACGACGUCGACCGUGGAGUGAGUUGAGUUUGAAUUAUUACGAGCAAAUUGGAGUUAAAGAUGGCCAUUGAAUUGACGCUUUGCUCGUCUUCAAGACACGGCUUUUUGGGUGCUCGAACUUUUUGUUCUGACUAGUCUGCUCAUCCGUUUCCAAUCCCGGCUAGAGAUCUCCUUCAAUUUUGCUAUGUUUGUGGAUUCGAUGUUUUGUUCUGUUUAUCUGCCAACGAUUCUCUCUCUCGCAAUCACUAGAAAUUUCUUCUCUGGCUAUUGGUUUGUAGACUGACGGUAUAGCUCAUGAGCUGCCUAUGAGUGAUAGAGAUUGAGAACUAGAUCGCCUUGUGAAAAGAAGUCGAAAAUCCGAGAAAUCGAGAAUGGCAUCGAGUGGUAAUGGUGGAAAGGAGGAGGAAAUUGAGGAAUCUAAUGGCUCUGGUGGGGUCAAGAGUCGAAUUCCUUUAUUUGUUUCUACGUCUCAGAGGGGACUUGUAGGUGAUGGAAACCCUCAAAAUCUGCCCUAUGAUAAUUUUUCUGGUCUGCCUAAAAGAUUGAGGUUCCUCAAGUUUGGUUCCUUGGCUUCCCCAUCUGUGAAAUUCCAGCGGAUUGCUAACCAGAAGGAUCAGAUUUCACGGAUUGUGCCUUCAUCAAGUAGUCAUGCUAUUCGAGAACGAUUUUCUAGGAUGUUUUCCCGAAAAAUUGAUUGGACCUCUCUUUGGAACAUCAGCAAAGAAUGGAUUAGGGACCCCGUGAAUAUGGCCCUUCUUGUUUGGAUUGUCGCGGUGGGUGUGUCUGGUGCUAUUCUGUUCCUUGUCAUGACUGGAAUGUUGAACAGCGUCCUGCCAAGGAAGUCCCAGAGGGAUGCUUGGUUUGAAGUGAAUAAUCAGAUCCUCAAUGCGCUAUUUACUCUGAUGUGUCUAUACCAACAUCCAAAGCGUAUCUACCACCUUGUACUUCUAUUGAGAUGGAGACCAGAGGACAUCACUAAACUCAGAAAGAUUUAUUGCAAGAAUGGGACUUAUAAGCCUCACGAAUGGGCACACAUGAUGGUGGUUAUUGCUCUGUUAAACAUUAACUGUUUUGCACAAUAUGCACUUUGUGGUCUUAACUUGGGAUACAAGAGAUCAGAACGACCAGCCAUAGGAGUUGCAAUAUGCCUCUCCGUUGCAAUUGGUGCACCUGCAGUUGCUGGUGUUUACUCCAUUGUUAGUCCCCUUGGGAAGGACUAUGAGUGUGAUGUGGAUGAGGAAGCACAAGAUCAAACUGCUGCUACUGAUGCUUGCCAGCCUAGUCAGCUAAGACUGAAAUCAUUAGAGAAGAAAUUUUCAUUUGUAUCAAGAGAUGACAGGAGGAUUGUUGAGAGCAGACCGAAAUGGAGUGGUGGGGUGUUUGAUUUUUGGGAUGAUAUUUCUUUGGCAUAUCUCUCGCUGUUUUGUAGUUUUUGUGUUUUUGGAUGGAAUAUGGAGAGACUUGGAUUCGGGAACAUGUAUGUUCAUAUUGCAACUUUUCUUCUGUUUUGCAUGGCCCCUUUCUGGGUUUUCAAUUUGGCUGCCAUUAAUAUCAAUAAUGAGGCAGUCAGGGAGGCUUUAGGGGUUACGGGGAUCUUUCUUUGCGUGUUUGGUUUACUUUAUGGUGGUUUUUGGAGAAUUCAGAUGAGAAAGAGAUUCAAUUUGCCAGUGUACAAUUUCUGUUGUGACAAUCCAGUUGCUGCUGAUUGUGCAUUGUGGCUUUUUUGCUGUUGGUGUUCUCUUGCUCAGGAAGUACGGACAGGGAAUUCCUAUGAUAUCAUAGAAGAAAAAUUUUUCAGAAAGCAAGCGGAUGAUUAUGGCCAGUCUCCAAUUUCACCAUUGCCUCGUGAAGAUGGAGACUUCCAGUUGAGGUCUGGCCCAAGUUCUCCAUUUGGGAACAUUGCUGCUGCAUCCCAGAUUACGAAAACUAACUCUCCAAGUCCUGGCAGAUUCUCCAAGGAAUACUAUACUCCGGAUCGGCAUCUUCCUCUGGUGGAGGAGGGUAAGGAUGAAACUAUGACACCACCUACUCCGCCACUUAUUCAGAAAGAAGCCAAUUAGCUUGAAAUAUUUCUGUGAUAGCAUUCUGUUUUGAAUUACUAAAUGCUGCAAACUAGUUCAUUUCAUCUGAAUGUACUUUUGAGUGUAUAGAACUUCGUUUUAUGUGUAAAUGCUCUUUCUUACUGUUGUGUGUCUCUCAGAUAUAUGUUUUCA
Molecule: messenger RNA, 2268 nt
Organism: Diospyros lotus (date-plum)
Lineage: Eukaryota; Viridiplantae; Streptophyta; Magnoliopsida; Ericales; Ebenaceae
Exons: 2
Coding region: 427-2115 (562 amino acids)
Biological process (GO): sesquiterpene biosynthetic process
Molecular function (GO): cyclase activity
Source: RefSeq, a predicted model, not a curated record